This is a messenger RNA of Desarmillaria tabescens, 3848 nucleotides long. RefSeq lists its product as uncharacterized. NCBI's taxonomy places the organism in Eukaryota, Fungi, Basidiomycota, Agaricomycetes, Agaricales, Physalacriaceae. The coding region runs from base 205 to 3612 and encodes 1135 amino acids. The record is from RefSeq and is a predicted model, not a curated record. The transcript has 4 exons.
GUCACAACUUCUCUUCCGUUCGUCAUUGCUUUCGUUUCCAAUCUAUUUUCUGCUUUCUAUCGCGUUUCUGAUGCUCUUUCACUUUAUUUAAUAAUUUCAGGUAGCUCUCCCUGUCCGUAUACCUUCACUAAUGUUCAUAUUUCUCAGGCUUCAUUCGCAUAUUCUAGACAAUAUUGCAGCCAGUUCCUGGAGAAACAUUUGGCCAUGGCGUUGCAACAUGAUCGGCCUCAGUUGAUGAACUCGUCGCCAACGCAUCCAAAGGUCAAGAUAUCAAUGGAUUUUUCCGAUCCGUUGUUCGUCGGAGGUACGCACGUCUGCGGCCAACUUGCGAUGGAGUGCAAGGCCGAUAAAGGGCUUGGGAUCAGUGGAAUGAUGGUGGAAUUGUUCGGGACUGAAGAGUUGCUAUCGCGGGAUCAUACAGCCAAAGCUCCUUUCCUAUACAGUCGGCGAUUAUUCCAAGGGCCAGGGCUUCCACCGUCUAAUGCCGUGCAAGCGCAUCCUGCUCCGGGAGACCUUCCGUUGCCGGCACAUUACUACCAGGCAAAACGCGGGAAAUCUACGUUCAACUUUCGCAUACCGAUACCAAGCACCAGUCCAUCGACCAUCAACUUUGCCUCAGGUUCGGCGCGGGUUAGAUACGAGGUUAGGGCUAGUGUGCAGGUAUCUUGGAAGGGCGAGAAGAAGGUGGUUACUGAUACUCGGGAGAUCAAUAUCGUUGAAAGUUUUGAGGAAGAUUUUUCCAGAGCAGAGCCUGAGGCUGUCGCUGUCGGUGAAAAUGGGAAAAUCUGGGUUCAGGGAAAGAUUGUCGGCGGUAUGAUCGUGGCUGGAGAACCUGCUUGUGUAGAAUUGCAAGUUAAGAAUCAUUCGACCCGCAGGAACACUGGACUAAUAGUAUCUCUUUCACGGACUUUACAUCUAGGAAAUGAGGGUUCGGACAAGAAAGCACCACUUCAGAUCUCAGAUACCUUGUUGACGGUCCCGUUCCGUUCACCUGAAUACAUCAUACCUCCAGGUGCCGAAGGUGUGGCUAGCUUGGUCUUUGAUGUAUCAGGAUCUGCCAGGAGCGUCAAAGGUGGUCAUCUGGAAGGCGAUGAAUCAGAAGGGCGAAGAACGGAUGCAUUGUUUGAAAUCAGAGCCUCCGUUGAGAUUAAGAUGACUAUGGGACUCGGGAACAAAGAUAUUAUAGUCAAUGUACCAGUUGUCAUUGUUCAUCCGGCAGCUCUACCCGACCUACCUCCACCGCCGCCUCAGCUGCCAAACCCAUUCCCGCAUGUACCUCCAUCACCUCAGCAAUAUUAUGAGCCGGUUCAAAGCCCGUAUGCAUAUCCUGCACUUCCGGUGUCGCCUCCUGUCCCGACAUACGUAGAUCCCAAUCUCGUCUGGAUGCCUCCGCCGGUGGCUCAGACUCCACAGCCUUACCAAUAUUUUCCCCCUCCUGUUCAUGGGCAGCAUUAUUACUACCCGCCACCUCCAACUAUGCCAGUUUACACUCAGCCACCACGUCCAUCGAGUGCAGGCCCGAGCAGUAAUGCCGGGUAUUCUUCUGCUGCGUCUCAACAGUCUCUACUCCCGCUGCCUCAGCAAGCACAAUCGAUGGAGCCUGAAACUGGGAAAGGCGAGCGCGCUUCUCGCGUUACGCAACACCUUCGACUCUCUUCGCGCAAUCGCUCGGUCUCUCCUCUAUCUCACCGUUAUCCUCUGCCGUCAACUUCUAAUCCGAUGCCUAUAUCCCAGCCGCCGCAGAACCCUCCUCGGAGCAUAACCCUACCCCCUUUGAAUCUCGAAAAUCUUGCGCUGACACCAGCUUCGGAUAAUAUUGUACAUUCUCCGAGACCGAUGUUGUCCCCCAAGCAGUCGUAUGCCCCCUUACCGAACUCGCUACCGAAAAGCGAACGAGUAGAGGUGCUCGAGCGGAUGGCAGACGAGGUUGGAAAGCAAACCAAGGAUUUGUCUGGGGACAUACCGAAAGAUGAACCUGUCGACAAGGGGCAUGCUCCCGCUGAAUCCAACAUUGACAAAACAUUACCGGGACCUCCUGUUCCGUCCAGCAAGCCUCCGAUGGCGUCCACGCAGUCGCGUCCUAGGGCUGAUCUGUACUUUGCCAAUGUGGAUCCUAUUCCUAUGACUCCGCCGGAACCUGCACCCACACCGCUGGAUCAGACACCUCCAACACCAACACUUACCGCGAUUACACCAUAUAAAAGGGUGAAAAAUGACACAGGUUAUUUGGGAGCUGCUAACACAGAGAGUGGUUUGGACGCUUUGGAGCGUAGACUAUUGGCCCAAGUUGGAACGCGGAAAUUCGAUCCCGAAGAGCGACGACCAGACGCAAGGACGGCGUUAGCACCUAUAGAUAUACCGAAAAAGCAGGAACCUGAGACUCUUAAUGAUUCGGCUAUAUCGAGCCUGACCUUGGCGGAUGACCAUGAGUGGGAAGAAAAGACACAUAGAGGUGCCGGAGUCACAUCGAAUGCGUCUGGGGAUGAAGGGAGAAGAGAGGCGGGCGGAAAGAGUCUCAAGGGCUCUCCUAGUAAGGAGAAAGACAGUGAGAGGAGGAGCGGGAAGAAGAAGAGGGAUGGUGAUACGCAAAAGAUGAGGAAGGCCAAAGGAAGAGUAGCAGAAUGGUUGGGCGCUAUGCAAGCCGAUCCUCCGCCGGCGCCAGUAAAUGACCCUCUGCCGGCUACACUAGUGACGCCCUCGGAGCCUAAACCUCCUCAGACAGAGGUUUCCUUCCCUAAGGUUUUGGAAGCAACGGACGCAAGGGAAAAAGAAGAACCACAAAGCAAGGCGACUUCAUCUCCUGAUUCUCGAUCAUCUGGUUUUGUGCCCAUUGGUACUCUCAAACGAGAUCUGUAUACUCGGACGCUAGUACCAAAGGACUCGAGCCCAUCUGAAGAAGCUAAGAAGAUUACCGAUUUGUGGUCUGCGUCUCCGGCUCACAAGGCUAAAGUAACAACUAUUCGAACUGAUCGAAAAGUAUCGUCACCUUCAGCCAAGGCCUCGGCACCCACGCCUACGAAUCCCUGGAAAUCUGUCAGGUCUCCUGCGGCAUCUCCAAAGAAGGUCAUGCCUCCAUCUCCUCGACUUCCCGUUUUCCCGUCACCCAAGAGCACGGAUCCCGAAUCCAAGUACGACAUACGUUCUGCCCGGGGUGGUCGUGGCGGAAAAGUGGCCGCCGUUGCUGCUAUAUGGGCAUCUGGAGCUGUCGGGCAGAAUGGAGACGGAAAGGGAAAUGAUGUCAAAGUGCCUUCGCCACUUUUGAAACCGCGUAGGUCUCCGGUCCCUGGAUCUGGUACCACCACGCCCACCACUGCGCGCAAACCUCCCAUCGCUCCGAAGCCCCCCGUUGCUAAGAAGCCUAUUGUCAAGUCGACUUCUGUUCCGGCGAUGCUCUCGUCUUCACAUGCGACGCCAACGCUGUCGAGUACGGCAUCCCUCGCGAGGCCGUCUCCGACGAAACCUAGGUCGUCAGUGAAGCUCCCUCCUACGAUCAGUGAGAUGGAUGCACCCAAGGUCUCACCUGCGCCGCCUGUCGUGGAUUCUAAACGUCCACCAGAUCUUGCGUUCGGCCAAGCGAAGCUGAGAGAUCUCAUCAAGAAGUACCAGGGCUGAUAUGCGCCGCCUUUUGGUGUUCUCGUUGCUCUAUCUAUUCUUGGUUUUUUUCAUGCUGAUUUAUUGACCAUCCUUCAUAUAUAUAUAUUAUUCUUCACGACACAUAUACCUCAGUACAUUAUAUCGAUAGCGACACGACACAUACUCACGAAUGUAAUGAAUAUUUCUGUACAGACAGGAUCAGUAAUAUAAGGACAGAUAUCUAGUCUAAUGACAGAAUUUUUCUCUUGAAACAC